GCUUUGCUUAUUGCUCCUUAAAAUUAGAACUGAACUUCCGCGUCAUAACUAUGUCCAACCAGGCAGGUCUCUUCAAGCAAGACUAUUCUGGUGAACAAAACGGUUCUGAGAUUUAUCCUCAACAGGUUGUUCCUGCGUUGGCUACCACAAAUCCUCCAAAUUAUACAUUUGAAGAUCUGACAACCCAACAUUUCCAGUAUAUGGCUCCUCAACAACAACAACAACAACAACAACAACAACAACAACAUGCGCACCAUAUACCUUUUAACCAGAAUCAGGAAUCACAUCCACUAGCUAGGGCAAGUUUUCAUGGAUCUGAAGGAGUUUAUGAUCAGGUGGUUAAUAUUCCUCAGCCAUCAUACCCGCUCCACCCAUUUCAUCACACCCCUCCACAACAACAUCCAUACCAAGUAUUUUAUGCUCAAAAUUCCCAAAUUACUCAACAACAACAAUCCGUGUACCCUGACCUGAGUUACCAAAAUUCUAACAGAAUUAAGGGUACAGUUCCAAAAGGUUUAUUGAAGGACUCAACUACUCGAGAAAGUCCUAGAACCGCCAUAAAUGCUAGGAAACCACGUGUGGCAACAACCUACUGGGAAGAUGAAAAGACUAUUUGCUACCAAGUCGAAGCACAUGGGGUAUUAGUUUCUCGUCGGCAAGAUACAAAUUUUGUGAAUGGAACAAAACUAUUGAAUGUUGCAGGAAUGUCCCGAGGUAAACGUGAUGGAAUUUUAAAGACCGAGCGCACGAGAUAUGUGGUUAGGGUUGGUGCUAUGAAAUUAAAAGGAGUGUGGAUUCCAUUUGAAAGAGCAGCAGAAAUUGCAAGAAAUGAAGGUGUUGAUACGUUGUUAUUUCCUUUGUUUGUUGAAAAUAUAAAAGAGUUUUUUGAAAAGAAAGGAUCUGCUUUGAAGAAUUGGGAAAGUCAAAAUAAUUCCACUGGUACAAUAGAAAGUUCAGAGACCACAACAGUUGAUGACUCCUCUAUGUUUUCCUCGGCGCACAAAUCAGGCCAAUCUUUAACCACUUUAGAUGACUAUACAAGCCCAAAGGAUGCAUAUAUGUCUAAAACAAAUAGUUCGCAGGAAUCAUUUCCUAAAACUACACUUAUAAAUUGAAUAGUAAAAAUCAAAAUAUGUAUUUGGAUCUACUUACUCAUGGUAAAUGGCAAU
[Candida] anglica is the source of this 1169-nucleotide messenger RNA. NCBI's taxonomy places the organism in Eukaryota, Fungi, Ascomycota, Pichiomycetes, Serinales, Debaryomycetaceae. The record is from the annotation of a GenBank genome assembly.